CAUCUAUGGUGAUUGCGCUAACAAAGAGGGAGAUUCGUGACAAACAAAAGCUGACAUACAUCAAAGGCUUCGUCUGCGAAACACAAAGGCCAAACGCACAUCAAAGGCUUUUUGAAUACUGUGAGACAACAUAUGUUUUGUAAGGAAAAAAAGAAAACUUCCCACUUAAAUUUUUUACGUAAACCGUCUGAGUUGAAGUAAUUAGUGAGCAAAAGAAACGAGAUGGCGUCGUUACACCCUGCGAACGUAAAUAUUCCCAGAGAUGAGAGUAUGUCAAACAUCACAAAGACCAUGAACACGGAGCCGACGAGGGAACUUUUGACAGUGAUUCAAAUAACCUGUUAUUCCAUAAUUAUCGUAAUCGGAACGAUAGGAAACUUGAUGUUGAUAUUCGAUUUGGUUACCAAACAUCACCUCAAAACCAGCCAGUAUUUUAUUUUGAAUCUGGCAAUAGUGGAUCUUUUGACUUGUACACUGAGUAUACCUUUCGACAUCAGCCUGCUCGUGGUGGGUGAUUGGCCAUUUGGUCCGGUAAUGUGCAGGGUCGUUUAUCCUCUUCAAACAAUUCUCAUGGCCGUUUCUGUGUUUACAUUGUUGUGUAUGGCGGUGGAACGUUACCGCGCUAUUCUACACCCACUAAAGCCUAAGAUACACGGGAGAGUUAUAAUAUUGGUGAUUCUACUUAACUGGGCUAUAGCUACGGGAUUGGUGUCACCAUAUGCUGCCGCGCUUAUGAUGAAGAACGGUCGCUGUGCUGAAAACUGGCCUAACAACGAUCCAAGAUACCCCAAAGCCUUUUCUUUAUGUGUGUUCCUCAUAUUGUACUUGAGCCCAUUGUGCAUCAUUACAGCUGCAUACGCUUGCGUAGGGAUAAGACUUCGUGCUAACAGUCAUAAAACGGAAUUACUUGUUGGAACUAUUGACUGCAAGAGCCGCUUGGCCAAGUCUCGAACGCAAAGAAAUAUCAGGAUUGUAAAAUUCUUUGUUUUAGCCGUGGCGGCUUUUGCUCUUUGUCUGCUGCCUUUUCAGGUCAUGUGGAUGUGGAGUGACUUUGGAAACGGCCAAGACUGGUCACAUUUCAAUGAAGUCCUCACGUUCGCUAACGUUAUGGUUUACGCAAACAGCGCGGUAAAUCCCUACAUAUUUGGUGCUCUGGGUCGCAGGUACAACUCCUGCAACUGUCUUCGACGGAAAAUUCCCAAAGAACGUUAUUUUGCACGUAAUACAUUUCCGUUUCAUGGAUUCGUCGCCAAAAGACGUUCCGCUGCAGGAAACAAAAAGUUAUUAAAGUCGCCUGAGAUAAAUAGUAUAAAACGAAACAGUCCAAACCCUGAAGAAAACCGAAGUAGAGAAAAAAACAAUCCUACUAGAACCUUAUUCGAAUCGUCAGUUUAGGAUCAAUAAUUCAUGGUUUGGCCAACAAACCGUUGUUUCGAUCCUGCAGAGACUCAUCAGAGACCCUUAGCUUACUAUUUAAGUAUCGCGUCACUAUAUGUAUCCUAUAAAAAGGUUCGCUGAGUAUGUUUACGAGUUCUGCCGUAUCAUGACAAGCCUGCAGGGCGAGUCAAAAUACAACAAAAAAGAGUAAAAAUAAUCAGCGAUACCACACUCCAAAAAGUCUAAUAAGUUAAUUAUUAUCCAUCUGCUUUACUUUAUGCGCAUUUCUCAUACGGCGGGAAAGGCGAAGCAGAUAAAAAAGAGGCGUGGCACGCGCAGCCGAUUGGCUAAACAAGCUUUUAACACUAUGAAAUAACCAACGAUCCAAAUCGUAGGUGAUAAUUUCAUUGUCGAUUCGCGCGUUAUUUGUACUCUUUUUGGGUUAGUGCAAGACAAAUGGAUGAUGAAAGGCCAGAUUGUUACAACGUUUUUUCUCCUGGCGAGACUUCAAACGCCGUAUUUGACGACAUAACCGAAAGUCGCCGAUAAAAAUCUUCGCGGGAGAGAAAUUUGUCAAUUGGACAGUACCCGCGUUCAAAUGUAAACACAGCACUGUCUAUAGAUGUGAAAUGAAGAUCGGUGUACGAGGUAUAAUAUCUUCUUCACAUUCCCCAACUGAAAUAUUACAAAAAGAACCUGUCGUUCCCCCUUUGUGUUUGGAGUACAUUUCGACUGAGUAUCGAAAUAUUUAAACGAGACUAAUCACAGCAGCAAAUCAGAGCGAAUAAAAAUAUCACAAAGAGCCAAUCAGAAUUUAAAUAAAAAACAGGCAAACUGACUGAAGCUGUAUCUGAAUGGUAGAGAAAGAGUCACAAGUUUCUGGACCAUCUAAAAAACGAAGUAAGAAGAGCAAACCAGAGCAGUCUCGAAAUACUUUCGACACUCAAUUGAUAAUUGCUCCAUACCAUCUACGAUGAUACUGCCUGUGGCCAGUACGCACUAGUUGAAUGUGCAAUCAAUAAAAACAGCUCCAAAGAGCUGGAACUGAUAUCUGAGAAUUUAUUAG
Molecule: messenger RNA, 2443 nt
Organism: Stylophora pistillata
Lineage: Eukaryota; Metazoa; Cnidaria; Anthozoa; Scleractinia; Pocilloporidae
Product: neuropeptide FF receptor 2-like
Biological process (GO): G protein-coupled receptor signaling pathway
Cellular component (GO): plasma membrane
Molecular function (GO): G protein-coupled receptor activity
Source: RefSeq, a predicted model, not a curated record